Messenger RNA from Knipowitschia caucasica, 426 nucleotides. The record is from the annotation of a GenBank genome assembly. NCBI's taxonomy places the organism in Eukaryota, Metazoa, Chordata, Actinopteri, Gobiiformes, Gobiidae.
AUGAACACUGUCCAAUGGAAACCUGAAGCUGUAAAUAAACACAGCUACAGAGGCCAUAACACUGGGCUACAAGAGGCUGCUCAUUCAAACUUGGAGCCACGACAACAACAUGACGAACAAACAACAGUGGGGCAAGAGGAGGAAGAGGAGGGAGAGGACUGUGUCUACAUGAGAACAGCCCUCACUGGAGAACAGCCCUCACUGGAGAACAGCCCUCACUGGAGCAAAGCCGUCACUGGAGCAAAGCCCUCACUAGAGAACAGCCCUCACUGGAGCAAAGCCGUCACUGGAGCAAAGCCCUCACUAGAGAACAGCCCUCACUGGAGCAAAGCCGUCACUGGAGCAAAGCCCUCACUAGAGAACAGCCCUCACUGGAGAACAGCCCUCACUAGAGAACAGCCCUCACUGGAGCAAAGCCCUCACUAG